Zonotrichia leucophrys gambelii is the source of this 1576-nucleotide messenger RNA. RefSeq names its product calcium/calmodulin dependent protein kinase II inhibitor 2 (gene CAMK2N2). NCBI's taxonomy places the organism in Eukaryota, Metazoa, Chordata, Aves, Passeriformes, Passerellidae. Gene Ontology annotation, molecular function: protein kinase binding; calcium-dependent protein kinase inhibitor activity. The transcript is spliced from 2 exons. Gene Ontology annotation, biological process: negative regulation of protein kinase activity. The coding region runs from base 88 to 327 and encodes 79 amino acids. The record is from RefSeq and is a predicted model, not a curated record.
GCCCGGGUUUCCUCCCCGCCGCCGCCGCCGCCGCCGCAGACCGGCUCCCGGCUCGGCGCGGCGCGGCUCGGCCCGCUCGGCCCCGCCAUGUCGCAGGUGCUGCCCUACGGCGAGGACAAGGUGGGCCGCUACGGCGCCGAGCCCGAGGCGGGGGAGCUGCCCUUCAGCUGCCGCCUGCAGGACACCAACGCCUUCUUCGGGGGCAACCAGGGCAAGCGGCCCCCCAAGCUGGGACAGAUCGGCCGCGCCAAGAGAGUGGUGAUCGAGGAUGACCGGAUAGACGAGGUGCUCAAGGGCAUGACGGAGAAGUCGCCGCCGGGGGUGUAAGCCGGGAGCCGCCGCCAGGACCCGCCGGCCGAGCCCCGCUCCAGCCCGCCGCCCCGCAUGCUGGCUGGAGCGCCGACGAGGAGGGGGAGGCCAUGCCCGCUGCCCCCCCCGGCCCGGGGGGGGGGCCCUGCAGCCACCACCACCCCCCCCCGAGCCAUGCACUUUACCCCUCCGCCUCCCCCGGGGCCGGGACAAAGCGCCGAGCCCCCCGCCCUGGGCGAAGACCCCCCUGCCCGGGGAAGGGGCCCAGCCCCCCGCUCCGCGGCGCGUCCCCCCGAUCCUCCUCGGCGGAGGGUCCCCGAACUCCGGGGCCAGCCGGCCCCAUGAGCGGGGGGGGGAGCGCUGCUGUCCAGAGACAUUUUUUGCUCCAUCGUUUUUUGCAUGAGCUUGGUGGCCCGGGCGGCCGGCCCGGGGGCCGAGGGUCAGCCCCACCACUCCGGCACGCUUCUUUUUAAAACAGAAACUCCUCAUAUUUGUAUUUUUAUAUCCGAAUCUUUGUUAAAAACGAUCUGCUGACGUUGAGAUGUCAAAGUAACUGCAUCGAGAAAACAAACGAAAACAACCAACCAACCAACCAACCAACAAAAAAAAAAAGGUUCAUAUUUUUUUCCAUAAGAAAAAAAAAGACAAAAAAAGAAGAAAAAAACGAGGGCAAAAAUUAAAGGGGGGGCGAGAGUGAUGGAGGGAGCAUGAGGAAAGCCACAGGAGGAGGGAGGGGAGCAGGGACCCCUGGCCCGACCCCCGCUGGCAGGCAGCAGGAGCACCGGCGGGUUUGGCAGCAGCACCAGCCGCUGCAGUUCCUUCCCGGCAGCACCGGGGCAGAGCCCACCGGGGCCGGCUGCAGGUGCCAGGGGGGGUCCCAGCACUGCCCCUCGCUUGAGGGUGCUGGGGUCAGGGGAGAGCGGGGAGGGCAGGGACCGGCCUGAGUCGUUGUUUUUAAUUUUAUACUUUAAUUUAAUUUUAUUUUUUAAGAAGCUUCUCGGGGGGUUCUGAUGUGCAUGAGAAACUUGUCAUCUUUUUCAAUAACCUACGAGUGGCAUUUAUGGAGACAACGACGCAAAAAAAAAAAAAAAAACCACAACAAAAAAACCAAACAAAAAACUGAGGAAAAAAGAAAAAAAAAAAAGAAAAAAAAAGAUACUUGUGUCAUGAUGUUCUACGAAUGAUCCAUUGUAAAUUUAAAUGCCAUUUUUCACUGUACUGGUGAACAAAAUGCAAUGAAUAAAAUACAUUCAUGUACCCAGGUGAA